CCCAGCAGCCGGCACCAUCGGCUGGAGACGAAGAAGAAGAAGAAGAGGAGGCGGCGAGCGCGGGGGAAGGCGAAAAAGAAAAAGAAAGAAGGGGAGAGGGCUGCCGGCAGCACCGGGACCAACGCGCGCACCAGCUCCGGAGCCCGGCUCGCGCGCGUCUGUGGGGCCGCCUGACUCCCGAGCCGAAGCGGCGGCGGCGGGCGCGCCGGGCCCAGGCUGCGCGCCGGCGACGGACCAUGGAGCGCGGGCUGCACCUCGGCGCGGCGGCCGCGGGCGAAGACGACCUCUUCCUGCACAAGAGCCUGAGCGCCUCCACCGCCAAGCGCUUGGAGGCAGCUUUCCGCUCCACGCCCCCGGGCAUGGACCUGUCCCUGGCGCCGCCGCCUCGGGAACGCCCGGCGUCCUCCUCCUCCUCGCCCCUCGGCUGCUUCGAGCCGGCUGACCCCGAGGGGGCAGGGCUGCUGCUGCCGCCGCCUGGGGGAGGUGGAGGCGGCGGCGGCGGCGGCGGCGCGGGAGGCGGUGGCGGCGGCAGCGGCGGCGGAGGGGUGGGUGUCCCCGGGCUGCUCGUGGGCUCAGCCGGCGUUGGGGGCGACCCGAGCCUGAGCAGUCUGACGGCGGGGGCCGCCCUGUGCCUCAAAUACGGCGAAAGCGCGAGCCGGGGCUCAGUGGCCGAGAGCAGCGGCGGCGAGCAGAGCCCCGACGACGACAGCGACGGUCGCUGCGAGCUGGUGCUGCGGGCCGGAGGCACCGACCCACGAGCCUCCCCGGGUGCGGGAGGCGGCGGCUCCAAGGCGGCCGAGGGCUGCUCCAACGCCCACCUCCACGGCGGCGCCGGCGUCCCCCCGGGGGGCCCCGGCGGCGGCAACGGCGGGGGUAGCAGCGGGGGCAGCGGGGGCAGCAGCAGCAGUAGCAAGAAAUCCAAAGAGCAGAAGGCGCUGCGGCUCAACAUCAACGCCCGGGAGCGCCGGCGGAUGCACGACCUGAACGACGCGCUGGACGAGCUGCGCGCGGUGAUCCCCUAUGCGCACAGCCCCUCGGUGCGGAAGCUCUCCAAGAUCGCCACGCUGCUUCUCGCCAAGAACUACAUCCUCAUGCAGGCGCAGGCCCUGGAGGAGAUGCGGCGCCUCGUCGCCUACCUCAAUCAGGGCCAGGCCAUCUCGGCCGCCUCCCUCCCCAGCUCGGCGGCCGCGGCGGCGGCCGCCGCUGCCCUGCACCCGGCGCUCGGCGCCUAUGAGCAGGCGGCGGGCUACCCGUUCAGCGCCGGGCUACCCCCGGCCGCCUCCUGUCCGGAGAAGUGCGCCCUGUUCAACAGCGUCUCCUCCAGCCUCUGCAAACAGUGCACGGAGAAGCCUUAAACACACCCCCGUAAAACACAGACGGACCCAAAAGCUAGAGGAACGCGAAAAGCUGCUCCCCACCCCCCUUUAUUAUGAUCCUCUCGUAGUUGUGAAACACUUGGAGAGCAGACAAAACAGAGGCAAGAACUGAGAAGUUAUCAGAGACAAACGGGACUUUUAGCCUGGACAUCCCCUGAAUCUCGGUCUUUCGGGGUGGGGAGGGAGGGAGGAGGGAAGUGGAGUUGGGAUGGAGUAGGGAUGUCUUUUUUUUUUUUUUUUCCAGAAAAGUGGCAACUUCUAAACUGCGAGGAAGUGGGGUCUUCCUUAAAGGUGAAAAAUAAGUUGAGAAGUAGUGCUUGGUUAUUAAGCGUGGAGAGUAUUGAAUGGCAAAAUACUAACCCUACUAUUAUUUGUGAAUUGAGCUGGUGCUGAUGCGAACAGGAGGCGUUUGGGGUUGGGUGGCAUGUAGGACAGGCUAUUCAUUCAGACAAAUCAGAAAGGACACUUGAAAAUAAAUUUUCAUUCUGAGCCAGGAGAAAAACUUGAAAUGUAGACUGACUUGGGGGGGGGGGUUACCCAGAGAGAGGGGAGAGAGAGCGAGAGUCACGUUGCUAUGAAAGACUUGUAUUUUUUAUUGUCUCUGAACUUUUAAUCCUGUGAAAAUGCUCAAAGUUUUGGCGAGAGUGAUAUAAAAAACUGACUGUGGCUGAAAGAAUUGCAUUUAAAAAUAUUUAUGUGCACCUUGUUACUUUCUACUCUGCAAUGAUGUAUUAACAAUUCAUGGUAUUUAUUUGUUAUUCUUCAAUGAACCUUCCACAUCAACAAGAUUUAUCAUGUGUUAAGGUUAUGAGUCUUAUGUGCAGAUUUUUUAAUGCCUCUAAAAUUCUGUUUUAUAGAUUAACUUAUACUGUGUGCCAAGUGCUUAAAGGUUUAUUUGCCAACAAGUAUGAAGAGAAUAUUGAUGUAUCUGAGCUGCUUAGGUUUUUGAAAGGUCACCUGGAUAUUUUCAGUUGCAUCAUCCCUGUAUUUAAAUUGAGCUUUAAUAAAUUGCUUCAGUCCAAAAAUUACAGGAAAGGUGUAUUCUUAAUUGAUGAAUGAAUUGAUCUCUUUCUUGAAAGGGGACUUCUUUGCAUUCCAAAAGGGAAAGACAUCACAGCAAUAGAUCCUAUAAGUAAGAACAUGCUAAGCAAAUAUUAUUUUCCAGGCUGUGCUGUGCAUUUUUAAAAGGUCUAAUUUAAUUGCUUUUAAUGUAUAUGUACAUAUAUAAGUUAUUUUAACUGUGGAGAAUUAUUUAAGUUUAAAGACUGGUUUGAUUUGCCUAUGGUGUGAAAUCCUUUGUUAUUUUUCUAAAAAAGAUAAAAUUUAAAAAGAAAAGAAAAUUAAGGAAGAGCAAGAAGCUAUUUACCCAAAGUGAGCUUUCAGUUUUAGUUUGCAUGGCUGUUCGCCUGCCUUUCCAUCCUAUGAAAAUCAAGAAAACCUUUUUUGAGAAAUGGAUUCCUGCUGUUUUCCACUCCUUGCAGAUAAUACAAAUUCAGUUUGUCAGGUUGGAUGGUGAGAUGGAAGCUAUAAUGGAUCUUCUGGUGGGUUUUCGAUGUGUAAAGAAUGAUAUCUAUAUCUCUAUAUUAAAUAGGUCAAUCAGAGUAUGACAGCUAUGUACGACCGUUUGUAUGUGUAUCUAUGUCAGAAAGAAUCUUUAUUAAAAUAUUUUGAUCAAACAUU
Oryctolagus cuniculus (rabbit) is the source of this 3056-nucleotide messenger RNA. It is a transcript of the gene BHLHE22, whose product is annotated as basic helix-loop-helix family member e22. Gene Ontology annotation, cellular component: nucleus. Gene Ontology annotation, molecular function: DNA-binding transcription factor activity, RNA polymerase II-specific; protein dimerization activity; E-box binding. Gene Ontology annotation, biological process: axon development; sensory organ development; positive regulation of transcription by RNA polymerase II. The record is from RefSeq and is a predicted model, not a curated record. NCBI's taxonomy places the organism in Eukaryota, Metazoa, Chordata, Mammalia, Lagomorpha, Leporidae.